AUACAAUCCUAUAUAACUUUCCUGCUCUCAUAUUAACUUAUACACCCGUAGUCCGUCGCCGUGUGAGAUUUUGACUGGGACUUGUCAUUGUCAACCGGUGCUGAGAUCGUGCUCGUAUAUUUAUCCGUGUUAUUUCCUAAAACAACCGAUAAAAUGAGUCUGGAAAUUGAAUCUAUGGUGCGCUACGCGUCGCCCAUCAACCCGGCGGUGUUUCCCCACCUCACGCUGCUUCUGCUGUCUAUCGGCAUCUUCUUCACGGCGUGGUUCUUCGUCUACGAGGUGACCAGCACGAAGCGCUCCCGAGACCUGUUCAAGGAGCUCCUACUGUCACUAGUCGCCGCAGUGUUCUCAGGAUUCGGCAUCCUGUUCCUACUUCUAUGGGUAGGAAUUUAUGUUUAAUUACUAGGUUUAGAUUAAGUUCCCGUAAAUACCAUUCCUGGCGCGAUGUGUAAUAGUUGGCUUUGCUGACCAAACUGUUUAUUAUAUUUAUGUAUUGUAAGGUUAUUAAAAUUUCAUACUAAACAA
Molecule: messenger RNA, 525 nt
Organism: Plutella xylostella (diamondback moth)
Lineage: Eukaryota; Metazoa; Arthropoda; Insecta; Lepidoptera; Plutellidae
Gene: kud
Product: oligosaccharyltransferase subunit 5 kud
Cellular component (GO): oligosaccharyltransferase complex
Source: RefSeq, a predicted model, not a curated record